This is a messenger RNA of Desarmillaria tabescens, 847 nucleotides long. RefSeq lists its product as uncharacterized. The transcript is spliced from 8 exons. The coding region runs from base 205 to 651 and encodes 148 amino acids. NCBI's taxonomy places the organism in Eukaryota, Fungi, Basidiomycota, Agaricomycetes, Agaricales, Physalacriaceae. The record is from RefSeq and is a predicted model, not a curated record.
UUUGCUCCGGAUCUGGUUGGAGGUACACCAUUCUGCUAUUCGUGAGGCGAGAUUCCUGCUUCUCUGUAUUCCUUUCCCGCCAUUCUUGCGUUUGUAAUUGUCUGCCAGAGGCCAGGCUCGACUAUCUAUCCAAUGACAGUGCGUCCCAACCCUCUUCCCUACUUAUUGGUCAAAUUAGCAUGCCUAUAGGCACUUCUUGAAUCAAUGUGGGCCGUUAGCGCUGCAGUCGACAUACUGAUUUCGGCGUCUCUACUUGCGAUGUUGUGGACAAGAAGACACAAUGUGUUCAAAGACACGACUCAGAUACUCAAUCGCCUUUCCAUCCUUAUCGUCAAUACCGGGCUAUGGACAUCUCUCAUAACCGUUCUUACCUUGAUUGGUCUUCAAGUUGUCAUUCUGGAAGAGCAGGAUAUUUAUGCUGCUCUUUCAUUCAUUACAUGCCCCCUGUAUUGCAAUACUCUUCUCGCUAACCUGAACAUCCGCGAUUACAUCCGACAUGGGGGUCGGCCUCAAGACGCCACUACUAUCAGGACGGAGAGGGUUUCUUUCGUCCAGUUUGACUCUUUUAGGAGUUGUCAAACUUCGAAUCCCCUAGAAACAAAUGACCAGUGGGACCCCAGUAAAGUUGAGGUCAGUAACGUAAUAGCGUGAAAGCAUGGAUGCUAGUGAACCAUUGUGGUUAUACCAUUUAUGAUUCGUACCGUGGUGGAGCAUGCUUAUUUCAUAUCCAAAAUUCAAUUUCCUGCUGAUACCAGGCACAGUGGCGAGUUGAACGGAGUUCUGACGUCUUCUAUGCAAGUUUCACUGAAGGUCCCUUAACUACUUACUCUUAGCAUGUGAGGUGACU